Messenger RNA from Vitrella brassicaformis, 1882 nucleotides. Lineage: Eukaryota; Vitrellaceae. The record is from the annotation of a GenBank genome assembly.
CGUUGAUGAAUCAAUCCUCAGUCUCCGUAGAUGUAUGCAAGAAGUCAGCACCCCUUUUUUCUCUCACAAAGCACUAACUCUGACAGUGUAUGUGUGCAAGGGUUCCCCCGGUGAGCGCCAGCCACGGUACCGCCUCUGCUGAUGAGAUGGAUCACAGCAGAGGAGCUACGUCAGCCGGCACACAGGGAAGGAACACCCACACGCACGCUGUACGUCCACACACUCACGCAGCCAACCAGUCAUUGCAGACAGACAGUUUAUGAGCAUCCAUCCAUCAGUUGCGCCGGCGCGGGUCUCUCAUGUCUCUCAUGGGCCCAAUUGCUGCGGCUCCAGGAAGAGUGUGUGAGAAAGGUGGGCGAGGGGGUGGUCCCCCGCUGCCUUUCUCACGCACACCUCCUGGAGGCACUCCAGAAUCGGCACCACGCAUGGCCGCCCGACCGGCCGACAGCGAAUCAUUGGGGGCUCAGUAGUUCCACCCAUACGUACAAAAGCUCCCGUCACUCAGUGGAAAAGAAUACCCUUCAUGGUCGACUCGAUAUGAGGCAGACAGACACAGGCAGGCAGGCAGACAGACACAGGCAGGCAGGCAGACAGUCACAGGCAAGUGCCCUAUGCAUCCGCCACUGUACAGUGCACAGUGCACACACACCGCUGCGUCCGUUCGGGUGUCUGUCGCGUCACUCGUUCAUGUCGGCCGCCCGUCGCCUCUGGUACUCUGCAGACGUGACCAGGUGCCGAGUCGCACGCUGCACACAAAGCACCAACCAUGCAGACAUUCAACCUUGUGUGUACGGAGGAAUGAAUGCAAACAUUCGGCGACCUGGGAUGCUUUGAUGAUGGCCACCCAGCCUUCGCCCUCUUGCUGACGGACAUACACACGCACACACAGACACGUACACAUGGAGGGAUGCAUGCAUGCAGCCACGCGUGUGUCUGUCUGAAUUAAUCUUCAGAUGGUGUGGUGUGUGCCGCUGACCCUUUCGUCCCACAGCAGCAGGGGGUUGUCGACAAGCCGCUCGUUGACCUCCACCAAAUCGCCUGCACCCACCACAACCAAGACAGCACAUCACAUCACGACACGCAGGAUGGGAGCCAUUGAGAGCAUUCACACGUGUGCCAGUAGAGUGCCCACCGUUGACACAUGCGCGGAUGUCAUAGGACAGGACGUGUCGGGUGCCAUCAGCAUCAGAAGGCGAGUCGACUUCACACACACAGAUUGUCGUCUCGGGCUUCAGAGAAAGACUCCCGCCUGCACGCAGACAGACCAGGUCCGACAAGCCACGCAUCCACACAUCCUCUUGCGGCCGUCUGCUGUGUGUGUGCGUACGUUUGCGUUUGCCCGACACUUGUGACGCCAGCGCCUCCUCGGUGAAGCGAAGCCGAAGCUGCCCCCCACCUGGCGGCGGCUGAGCGGCCACGAGAGGAUGGGAGGGCGCCAGGCCGACCACCAACAGGCUGCAUGCAAUGCAAUUCAGUCACAAGUGUUAAUGCGGGAGAACCACGCCGGCGUCUGUGUCCGUGGCUGUGUGUGGUUGGCUCACUCACUGGUUGACGUGUUGGAGGACAUAGUGGUCCUCUCCGGGGCAUCCCGCCGCGUCCAGGCAGUACAGCCGAGUGAAAUAACGCUGCAUCCACGCCACGCAACACACGCAAUCCGCAAACCAAACCCGUUCAUCGUUCCCUAUCGUUCCCUGAUGUGAUGCUCCCUCACCUGGACAAACGGCGGGAACAGCUGUCGGAAGCCCAGCGAUGACCUGCCUUUCUCCCCAUGUGGUGGGGCAUCUCCGUCCAUUUUGGUUCCGGCGCCUUCAAAUGCUCAUCUGCUGCUCAUAUGCCACCCGAUCUUCUUCAUCUUCUUCCAGGGCAGGGUUGUCAUCCUCAG